Seriola aureovittata is the source of this 10471-nucleotide messenger RNA. It is a transcript of the gene plxna2, whose product is annotated as plexin A2. The record is from RefSeq and is a predicted model, not a curated record. The transcript is spliced from 32 exons. Gene Ontology annotation, biological process: negative regulation of cell adhesion; regulation of GTPase activity; regulation of cell shape. NCBI's taxonomy places the organism in Eukaryota, Metazoa, Chordata, Actinopteri, Carangiformes, Carangidae. Gene Ontology annotation, molecular function: semaphorin receptor activity; protein binding. Gene Ontology annotation, cellular component: semaphorin receptor complex. Bases 793 to 6498 code for a protein of 1901 amino acids.
ACGCGCAGUGUGCCGGUGGCAGCGUACACACACUACUGUACAUUGAUGGAGCUGCUAAUCUAUGGCAGAGCUCUGUGAGGAAGCCACGCCGCGGGUCUGAACCGACGCUGCGAAACCACACCGUUGGACGAUGGUGGCAAACCCGGCCACAGCUCCUUCACAACCCGCAACCUACUGUACGGCCGCCCGGAGGACGCUGAAUCCCCAAACUGAAGGAAUGUGUCGCCUCGUUGACACAGUCCUGUAAAGUAACGUUCGGUCACUUCAGGUGGUGACGGCUCUGCUGCGAAGUUUACGCACUGAAUUUGCAAUUACUCUCGGUGAUGAAGGGUUUUUUUUUUUUUUUUUUUUUUUUUUUACUUGAAUGAAUGACGCCGCUGCCGCCACCACUGCCGCGGAACAGGUCUCGUAGGCAGAUAUAUUUACGGAAUUGGAAGAAGUAGUGAAUGUAAAAUUACCGAGGCAACCCUCGCAAAGGGAGACUUUUGACCAGAUAGAGCAUUUGGAAACAUUUUCUGUUUUUUUCUUUUUUUUUUUCUUUUUUUUUUUUUUUUUUACUGUGGAUGUGAGUCUAGCGCAUCAGUUAAAACCCAGAAGACAGCAAAGCAGCCGCGCUGGAGGGAACAGGAUAACCGGGAGAUCCAGUUUAAAUGAAGAGAAACAUGUGAAGACCCUUCGAAAGCUUUGACCUGCAAGUUAGCCUUCAACAACAAAAAGGCGAAGGUGUCUUCCGUUCAUCUCCCCGUCCAGUCUCUCUGCUUCCUCUGCGCUUUCCUUGCAGGCCCGUUAAACAUGGAGGGCCGGCGGGCUGCACGCAGGACUUUAUCGCCUGACCAUAAAGUAGGAGCUGUAGCUACCCUGCUAGGCUUCUGGCUCUUAGUGAUCCCUCGCUUGUGCAGUGGGCAGACGUUCACUAGUUUCCACCCUGAGCGCCGGGAUUGGGUCUUCAACCACCUGACGGUUCACCAAACCACAGGGGCAUUGUAUAUUGGAGCGGUCAACCGUGUGUACAAGCUGUCAGGCAACCUGACCCUCCUUGUUUCCCAUGAUACAGGCCCAGAGGAUGACAACAAGGCCUGCUACCCUCCUCUCAUUGUCCAGCCCUGCUCUGAGCCCCUCGUCUCCACCAACAAUGUCAACAAGCUUCUCCUCAUUGAUUAUUCCCAAAAUCGGUUGCUGGCCUGUGGCAGCCUCUACCAGGGCGUCUGCAAACUCCUCAGAUUGGAUGACCUCUUUAUCUUAGUGGAGCCCUCCCAUAAGAAAGAGCACUACCUCUCCAGUGUCAACCAGACUGGGACCAUGUAUGGGGUCAUUGUGCCUUCACAGGGCCAGGAUGGCACCCUGUUCAUCGGUACAGCAGUCGAUGGGAAGCAGGACUACUUCCCUACCAUCUCCAGUCGAAAGCUGCCCCGUGACCCAGAAUCCUCUGCUAUGCUCGACUAUGAACUGCACACUGACUUUGUGUCUUCCCUCAUCAAGAUACCAUCAGACACACUGGCACUGGUCUCCCACUUUGACAUCUACUACGUUUACGGCUUUGCCAGCGGCAGCUUUGUUUACUUCCUGACCGUCCAGCCCGAGACGCCGGAGAACAGCAUGUCAUCGAGCGGAUCCACCAGCGACCUCUUCUACACCUCCCGCAUCGUCCGCCUGUGCAAAGACGACCGCAAGUUCCACUCCUACGUCUCCCUCCCGAUCGGCUGUGUGAAAAAUGGCGUCGAGUACCGGCUACUGCAGGCCGCCUACCUGGGCAAGCCGGGCCGCGUUCUCGCCGCCUCGCUCAACAUAAGCGCCCAAGACGAUGUGCUCUUCACCAUCUUCUCUAAGGGCCAGAAGCAGUUCCAUCGCCCACCGGAUGACUCAGCGCUCUGCGUCUUCACCAUCCGAGACAUCAAUGCACGAAUCAAGGAGCGCCUGCAGUCUUGCUACCAGGGAGAAGGAAACCUGGAGCUCAACUGGCUGCUUGGGAAGGAUGUGCAGUGCACCAAAGCGCCAGUGCCCAUCGACGACUCCUUCUGUGGUCUGGACAUCAACCAGCCGCUCGGAGGUUCCCAGCUGGUGACCGGCCACACUCUCUACACCGAGACCCGGGACCGCAUGACGUCUGUCACCUCCUAUGUCUACAACAGCUACUGUGUAGCCUUUGUGGGCACCAAGAGCGGACGGCUGAAGAAGAUUCGUGUCGACGGGCCUCCUUACGGCGGCGUCCAGUAUGAGACCAUAUCAGUCAUCAAGGACGGCAGCCCUGUCCUGCGAGAUAUGGCCUUCUCCCUCGACCGCAACUACCUCUACGUCAUGUCCGACAGACAGGUCACCCAAGUUCCCAUCGAGUCAUGCGAGCAGUACGGGACCUGCGGAGAGUGUCUGAGCUCUGGGGACCCACACUGCGGCUGGUGUGUCCUGCAUAACAUCUGCUCUCAGAGGAACCGGUGUGAGCGCGCAGAUGAGCCAUAUCGCUUCGCCGCAUCUCUCAACCAGUGUGUAAAGGCCACAGUGUACCCAGACAGCAUUGCAGUGUCAGAACCCAGCGUACCUCUGCUGGUGAAGGUGAGCGAUGUUCCAGACCUUUCUGCGGGCAUCACCUGCUCCUUUGGCAACCUGACGGAGGUGGACGGGCAGGUCAAUGGCAACCAGAUACUCUGUGUGUCUCCUGCUGCCAAGGAUGUCCCCCUCAUCCCUACUGACCAAGAUUGGUCAGGCGUUGAGCUGAGACUCAAUUCUAAGGAGACUGGUCAGAUGCUUAUCAGCACAGAGGUCAAGUUUUACAACUGCAGCGUCCACCAACUGUGCCUGUCAUGCGUGAACAGUGCCUUCCGCUGCCACUGGUGCAAGUACCGCAACUUAUGUACCCAUGACCCCUCCAGCUGUUCCUUCCAGGAGGGACGAGUCAACGCCUCUGAGGACUGUCCCCAGCUGGUGCGCUCCGAGGAGAUUCUGAUCCCAGCAGGGGAGGUGAAGCCUAUUACCCUGAAGGCCAGGAACCUGCCACAGCCUCAGUCUGGCCAGCGAGGCUACGAGUGCGUCCUCCACAUCCAGGGGGUCAGCCACAGAGUCACCGCCCUCCGCUUCAACAGCUCCAGCGUGCAGUGUCAGAACAGCUCGUAUCUGUACGAGGGAAUGAAAAUCAGUGAGCUGCCUGUGGAUUUCUCAGUGGUGUGGAACGGAAACUUCAUUAUUGAUAACCCGGAGAAUAUCCAAGUGCACCUUUACAAAUGCGCAGCCCAGCGGGACAGCUGCGGCAUGUGUCUCAAGGCGGAGAGGAAGUUCCAGUGCGGCUGGUGCAGUGGGGAGGGACGGUGCACCCUGCGGCACCACUGCCCUCCCAUCAACCCUUACACCACCCGCUGGCUGAACCUGUCCAGCAAGAAUGUCAAGUGCACCAACCCACGCAUUACCGAGGUGACCCCAGUGGCCGGACCCCCGGAGGGAGGCACACGGGUGACCAUCCAUGGCACGAACCUCGGUCUGGCCUUUUCAGACAUGGUGGGCAACGUGGAGGUGGCAGGGGUGACGUGCACCCCUGUAGAGGAUGGCUACAUCAUCGCUGAGCAGAUUGUCUGUCAGAUGGAUGCAGCUCCUGCAGACAGUAGACCCGGUCCAGUCCAGCUGUGUGUUGGAGAGUGCAGACCAGAACUCAGGGCUCGCUCCUCACAGCUCUACUCCUUUGUGACUCCCACAGUCACUGGUCUGUCCCCGAGCAGAGGUCCAGAGUCUGGAGGCACAAAAGUAACCAUAAUGGGAGAAAAUCUCGGCGCCGGCAGCAGUGUCAACGUUCAGUUUGGAAACCAGACAUGCGAGUUCUUUGGCCGGACCAUGACGGAGAUAGUUUGCUACUCUGCCCCCUCUCUGUCUGGUGUCGGCCCGGUGCAGAUCAGCGUGAGCGUGGAUCACGCCCAAAUCAGGGAGAGCCUCACCUUCGAGUACAUCGAGGAUCCUACAGUCCAGCGUAUUGAACCAGACUGGAGCAUUGCAAGUGGCCACACCCCUCUGAUGGUCACAGGAACCAAUCUGGACGUGGUUCAGGAGCCCAGGAUCCGAGUCAAAUACGCCGGCCGAGAGUCUGUUAAUGUGUGUAAAGUAUUGAACACCACCAGUAUGAGCUGCUUCGCCCCCUCCCUGAUGGCAGAAUACCAUCCGGGUUUGGACACGGUGAAACACGCCGACGAGUUUGGGUUCAUCUUCAACAACGUCCAGGCCCUGCUGGUCUACAACAACACCAACCUCCUCUACUACCCGAACCCUUACUUUGAGCCUCUCAGCACCUCUGGUGUCCUGGAGCAAAAACCAGGAUCGCCCAUCAUUCUUAAGGGCAGAAACCUGGUUCCCCCGGCAUCAGGAGGGGUGAAGCUUAACUACACGGUACUGAUUGGAGAGACUCCCUGCUCCGUCACUGUGUCCGAGAGCCAGCUGCUGUGUGAGCCGCCCAACCUCACAGGACAAUACAAAGUCAUGGUCCAGGUGGGUGGUCUCCACGUUUCUCCCGGAGCGGUCCACAUCAUGUCGGACAGCCUGCUGACCCUCCCGGCCAUCGUUAGCAUCGCCGCCGGUGGAGGCCUCCUCCUGAUCAUCGUCAUCCUCGUCCUCAUCGCCUACAAGCGGAAGUCGCGUGAAAAUGACCUCACCCUCAAGCGCUUGCAGAUGCAAAUGGACAACCUGGAGUCGCGGGUCGCCCUCGAGUGCAAAGAAGCCUUUGCCGAGCUGCAGACAGACAUCAAUGAGCUGACAAGCGACCUGGACAGAGCUGGUAUCCCCCAUCUCGACUACAGGACGUACGCCAUGAGGGUCCUCUUCCCCGGCAUAGAGGAUCAUCCUGUCCUCAGAGAACUGGAGGUGUCGGGUAAUGGCCAGCAGAACGUGGAGAAGGCCUUGAAGCUGUUUGGCCAGCUCAUCAACAACAAAGUGUUCCUGCUCACCUUCAUCCGGACGCUGGAGAUGCAGCGCUCUUUUUCCAUGAGGGACCGCGGCAACGUGGCAUCACUUAUCAUGACGGCCCUGCAGGGGCGGCUGGAGUACGCCACCGACGUCCUUAAGCACCUGCUGUCGGACCUCAUCGACCGCAACCUGGAGAGCAAAAACCACCCGAAACUGCUGCUGCGCAGAACAGAGUCAGUUGCGGAGAAGAUGCUGACAAACUGGUUUGCCUUCCUCCUUCACAAAUUCCUCAAGGAGUGUGCUGGGGAGCCUCUGUUCAUGCUAUACUGCGCCAUCAAGCAGCAGAUGGAAAAGGGGCCCAUCGAUGCCAUCACUGGAGAGGCCCGCUACUCCCUGAGUGAAGACAAGCUCAUCCGCCAGCAGAUUGAGUACAAAACCCUGAUCCUGAACUGCGUGAACCCAGACAAUGAAAACAGUCCAGAGAUUCCAGUGAAGGUGCUGAACUGUGACACCAUCACCCAAGUGAAGGAGAAGAUACUAGAUGCUGUGUACAAGAACAUGCCCUACUCUCAGCGGCCACGGGCUGUUGACAUGGACCUCGAGUGGCGCCAGGGGCGAAUGGCCCGCGUGGUGUUGCAAGACGAAGACAUCACCACCAAGAUAGAAAAUGACUGGAAGAGACUCAACACUCUCAUGCACUACCAGGUGUCGGACCGCUGCGUUGUGGCUUUGGUGCCAAAACAGACCUCAUCGUACAACAUCCCUUCCUCAGCCAGCAUAUCACGCACCUCCAUCAGCAGAUAUGACUCUUCAUUCCGCUACACGGGCAGCCCCGACAGCCUGCGUUCACGUGCUCCCAUGAUCACCCCUGAUCUAGAAAGCGGCGUGAAGGUGUGGCACCUGGUGAAGAACCACGAACACGGAGACCAGAAGGAAGGAGACCGCGGUAGCAAGAUGGUCUCUGAGAUUUAUCUGACCAGGCUACUAGCUACCAAGGGUACUCUACAAAAAUUUGUGGACGAUCUAUUUGAGACGUUGUUCAGUACAGUUCACAGGGGGAGCACUCUUCCGCUGGCCAUCAAAUACAUGUUUGACUUCCUGGAUGAGCAGGCAGACAAACAUGGCAUUCAUGACACAGACGUACGUCACACAUGGAAAAGCAACUGCCUUCCGUUGCGUUUCUGGGUGAACGUGAUCAAGAACCCGCAGUUCGUGUUUGACAUCCAUAAGAGCAGCAUCACGGACGCUUGUCUGUCUGUAGUAGCUCAGACCUUUAUGGAUUCCUGCUCCACUUCAGAGCACCGUCUUGGCAAAGACUCCCCAUCCAAUAAGCUGCUCUACGCUAAAGAUAUCCCCAAUUACAAGAGCUGGGUAGAGAGGUACUACGCCGACAUCAACCGGCUGCCGGCCAUUAGCGACCAGGACAUGAAUGCCUAUUUGGCAGAACAGGCCAGACUCCACUCCACAGAGUUCAACAUGCUCAGUGCUCUCAAUGAAAUCUACUCUUAUAUCAGCAAGUACAGUGAGGAGAUCACAGCUGCUCUGGAGCAGGAUGAACAGGCAAGGAAGCAAAGGCUGGCCUACAAGGUGGAGCAGCUCAUCUCUGCCAUGUCCCUCGAGAGCUGAGAGUGACCCCUAAUGAAAAAGAGAGAGAGAUAGAGAAAUAGGACCACAAUCUCUACUGGACCUCCCAAAAUGGUCCUGCAUUACUUACCUCUCACCGUGGGGCUACAACCACGAACCAGACCUUGGGAUCUCUGUAACCACAGCCGGACAGACACACAACUGCAUUAACUUGUAAUACUCCCCUCUUUCCUUUCAUGAUGGCACCAGCUGAGGGGCCACAGACUGAGACAGAGGCCCCUGCAGCUGGAGCUGAUAACGGCAUAAGGAAGGAACAUCAGCGGAGAAGGCAACAACAUGGCUUGUAUUUAUCUUUUGUUUGUUUGUUUCUUUUUCUCAAAGGAAAUUUCCUCUGUUCGACAGGAAAUUGUACGAUGUGUGUGUGUGUGUGUGUGUGUGUGUGUGUGUGUGUGUGUGCAUGAAUGUGUGUUUGUGUUGUACUAAAGAAGACUCCUGCAAAGACUGUGAGAGCAAAUGGAGAAGCAGAUUUAUUCUCUACUCAGCCAGAAACUCACGUCUGAGUGUGAAAUGGAGACAAAAAAAAAAAAAAAAAAAAGGCGAGAAGAAGCACAGGAGCAGAUCUCAUGACGGACGGCUGAGUUAGCGUUCAGAUUCCUCAGAUUUUAUUUUUGUACUUGUACAUUUGAAUAUUAUCAGUUGCAGUUGAAAUAUCCACCCAGGAUGCCACAAGUGUUGUUGUAUAAAGACAUUAAGUGGGUGACGCUACAUCAAGGUGGUGUGGUAUUAAAACAGGCCAUGGUCCAUGUCUUCUCUCACUCCUUGCCUCCUCGGGACUGAUGCUCCACACACCACAACGGACAGAACGUCUACUCUUUAUCCAAUCAGAAGUGUACAGGAAAAUCAUGGAGCCUGCGCUCAUCAUCGAAGAGUCCAGUGAACUCCACUCAUGGUGGUCACAGUUCAGCCAGCAUGCUUGCACCUAAACUGAGGAUGACAGAGAUGAAGUCUAUAGUGUAUUUAGGAGAUGACCUUAAAUCAGCAUCACUUUGGUGUCCAAGGCUUUUCUUCAGCAGUUAGGUCAUCUGUGUAUGUACCGGUCGAUACUUGCCAAUCAGUGUAUGUGAAUGUACAAAAUGUUUUGUUUUUUUUAAAUUUGUUUGUUUGUUUGUUUGUUUGAUUGUAUGUCUAUUUGAGUUUUGCAAACAGAGAGGGGCUCAGUUGAACUGAGCUCCUUGGAUAUUUUCAGCAGCUCUUCAAGUGAACAACUCCAUUUGUCCGUCCUGGCCCCCCCGGCCCGCCGUCCAGCUACUCCCCAAACAUUAUUUACUCUAAAUCACUUCUCUUCUAGAGGAGAGUGUGUGUCGUCUGCAUCGUGGCUGUCACAGCUAGCAGUUAGUAGACACCAGGCGAGACAAGUUGGUGUCUGUAGGCUAAAACUCUCCAUUAUAUAUCCACUGUUUGUAUCUCUUUGGGAACUUGAUCAAACUUUAUGUGUACUUUGCAUGCAUGCUAUCACACAUCAAAAGUGUUUAAGGGUCCAUCUUUGAUUUUUAUCAAGUGCCAAUGAGUCAAGCCAGUUCUAGUUGGCCAUUUGAGAUGUUAGCUGAUGGGAGAUCUUACCCGACCACCACCACCACCACUCCAUGUCUUCACAAAACAAUAAGAAGCCUAGCUGUGUGGGUCUAGUUUGACCAAGUGCCAAAAGAUCCUUCUCUAUUGUGUCAAAAAUCGGUUUAUGCUUUACAGAGAGAGCAAAGCUCUCAUAUUGGAGUGUAGAGCCGGUUGAAGUUGCGAGAAGCUUGUAUAACUGGAAUGGUGGGUUUAAAAAGUCAUGAAAGGUACGAAACAUAAACGGGAGAAAAGAGAUCUCGGGAUGAGGAAGAAUUUAAAAAACACAGACGUAAGACAGAAAAUGUUUCAUGUUACGUGAAUGCGUCUCUUGACUUAAACCAAACAGUCACAAGCUAAAAGGCUGAUAUAUAACCUUCCAACCUUCUAGCUGUAUGACAACUAACUGUAGACUCCGUCCUCUGGAUAGGUGAUUUCAUUUUCUUCCGAUAUAUAUUUGCUUGUUGUUUACAUCAAGUACUUGAAAAUAGGUAGUAUUAAAGGUUUGUACAGUAAACAGCAAUUGUGUGCGCUUAGAGCUUCAUAAACACCAGGAGUGGGUGAAAGGUGCUUCUUUUCUCUGUGGCCUUAGAUACCCACCUGCGUACCGUUCCUGAUCAUAUUAGUCCUCGACUCAGGCACAGUCCUUUCAGUGCUUCGGAGCCCAGUGGUUUUUCAGUGAUACCUGGCCCAGGCACUCUGCUGCGAACUGUCUUAGCGAGAUAAAGUAAAAGGAAAGGUGAAGAGGGUAAGGCCUGGCUCAGGCAGACAUUGCCUCGCUCAGCACUCGGUUUGCCUGAGCUGUUUGAAGAGAAGUGUCGAGAAAUGAGGAGAGAGGGAGAGGUAGAAAGAGAGAGAACCCCUUUAGCUCUAGUUUCCUGCUCUGGCUUUGAAGCUGCUCUUUGAUCUGAGUCAGUUGUGUGCACAGUGUGAUCAGGAGAUGGAAAGAAAAAAAAAAAAAAAACAUCAAACUAGUAGGCAAGGAGAAAUGUAGGAUGAGGUGAUGAUUGACAAGCUAUUACUGAGUCUGGCCAGUGGGGGCAGAGGUGGGUAAGAGUAGCUGUAAUGUGCUCCCUCAUCUGAAAAAGCACCUUCUCGCUCCCAAACCCCGUAAUGAACAUCUAUAGGUACACAAUGGCGCACAUACACAGUACAUGCACAAAACAUAAAAGCUUCUUCCUUUUGAUUAAGGUGUCUUCCCAAUUUCAGCGAAUAGAAUUGUAUCCUCCUCAUACCUCACAUUGCUUGUAUGGAGUAAUGCUUUUUAUCAUUUUAAUAGGACCUAAAUGCCUUUUCCUUUUUCCGAGGGAUGAAAUGUAUGUUUAGUCCUUCCAACUCGUAGGUGAGCUCCCCGCCCCCUGUAUUCAGAACAAUGACAAACGCAAUCAGAGGCACGCAGAUAAGUUGAGAGUGGCUUUGAUUUUUCUCUCAGAGAUCAUUUAUAUCAGGAUGUUUCCUUUUGUCUUGUGUGAGAUUUUUUGCAUGCGUUUUAAUUCAUGCUUUAGUUCAGCCUGGUAUUCCAUAUUGAUCUGCGCCGUCAUUAGUCGAACCGCAAUUCUUCCUGAGAGCCCAUUUGUACACGUCUUAAAUUACAGCUGAAUGCACCUUUUUUUUUUCUUUUUUGUGAAAGAGAUUUUUUUUUUAUGUUGAAUAAUAGCUUGUUUCCAUGCUGUGCACUCAAUUCUGGGAACCUUUUUAAUUCAGUUUGAACUGAGAAGAGGGAAGUUUGUUUACUCUUUCUGCAGCGCAGAAUCCCAUUUGACUGCCAGUUGUGAUAUGGAUAGAUGCUCAUAAACACAACCUCAUUUCAGCUCAAGCUGAUUGCAAAUUGAAGAUGCUUUGUGCUCUCUUUUUUGCUCUCGGUGUAAUGUGUUGCCGAAGAGAUGGUGUUGUGGUUUUGACUGGCACAUGUUGUCAUUCCUUAUAUAAAACAAAGCAUUUAAUCAGCAUUUUUUUUUUGUUUGUUUGUGUUAUGGCAUCAGACAGAGGAACUGAAAUCCAGAUCAAUGUAUUAAUCUCAAGUCAAAAUAUCACCAAGUAUAAAAUGAGUAUCCUUCCAUUUUAAACACAUUGUAAACAAACCCUUUGUAGACACUGGAGUUCUGUAAAAUAGUAAUUACUGGCAAUGAUGAUGAUGACGAUGACGAUGAUGAUGAUGAUAAUGAUAAUAAUAAUGGCUGUCUGUUCUUGUUUUAUAAAAGUGUUGUGAAAAUUGUAAGAAACUUAAAGUAUUUAAAAAAAGGUUGUUCUCUUGUUUUUUUUAUUUGCUUUGGUUUUGUUAUGAUAAUAUAUUAUUGUGUACCUAUUGUAAAUAUGAAGCACACCUAUUUUGCAAGCCAAGGAUUCACUUUGUACUGUUGUUAUAUAUAAAUAAACUUUGCUGGUUAAAAAUUGCAUAGAGCUGAAA